Messenger RNA from Uloborus diversus, 1837 nucleotides. RefSeq names its product gamma-aminobutyric acid receptor alpha-like. Lineage: Eukaryota; Metazoa; Arthropoda; Arachnida; Araneae; Uloboridae. Gene Ontology annotation, molecular function: extracellular ligand-gated monoatomic ion channel activity; neurotransmitter receptor activity; GABA-A receptor activity. The record is from RefSeq and is a predicted model, not a curated record. Gene Ontology annotation, cellular component: neuron projection; membrane; synapse. Gene Ontology annotation, biological process: monoatomic ion transmembrane transport; regulation of membrane potential; nervous system process.
GCGAAAUUCGACAGGUGGCAAAUAUCAAAUAAGGCGGUUUUUGUUUAAAAAAUCCUUUGCAUCGCUUGAGAUUCCUUGUUUUCAGAAAAUAUUUAUGAUAUGAGUUUGGUGAGAAUUUGUGAAAUAAAGUUGAGAAGUAAUUGGAUCCUACGUCGGUAUCUGUGAAAAGUUUCAUUCUUGAUUCCUUUUAUGCAUGUGCCGCUGCACCUCCAGGCUUUUAACGAUUCGCUGGAAGGCAUUGACUGACAGCUUAAAACUUCCAUCGCGGCAUGGCUUGAGCGAUUAAGUGUCCGAGCGCCCUACCGAGAAAAACAUCUUCAAUCACAUCCACCCAUUCCUUUCCAUCCCUUCCGGAUCAAAAUGUUAGCUGAUUCUGUCUAGGGAAUGCUAGGCUAUCUGCUUCCCACAAGGUCCUUGCUGCUGAUUGUUGGCUGGAUAUUUCAAUAUCGUAUAUCAGGAGGAACGGCUUUGAACGAUUUAGCUGCAGAAGGGCUUUCAACCAAAAACAUAUCGGGCCUAUUAGAUAGCUUGUUGGAAGGUUACGAUUAUCAUUUGAGACCAGGUGUUGGUGCGUGCAAGUUGCCCAAUGAAAUUGGAAAAUUUUCCUAUGGAUGUACAAAGGUGCCCAUUACAAAUUGGGAGCUUUGGGUACUCUGAAAGAGAUAUACAAUACAAAUGGAAUCCAGCCCGAAGUGUUGUGAUAGCCUCUGACAUGAAACUGUCCAUGUUCGAUGUAACCGAUACACCUACUGGAAAUUUAACUGAAAGGCAGAGAAAAGGUCCUUUUUCGGUACUGAUGGUAAGUUUUCACUUGAAGCGACACAUGGGGUAUUUCAUCAUUGAGGUUUAUGCUCCAUGUACGAUGCUUGUUGUACUCUCUUGGGUUGCAUUUUGGAUAAAUAGAGAGGCUACUGCAGAUCGAGUCGCCCUUGGAGUUACAACAGUGCUUACAAUGACUUUCCUUGGCCUGGAAUGUAGAAAUAAUCUGCCCAAAGUUCCGUACUGCACUGCCUUGGACUAUUAUGUGGCCAUCAGUUUUGGGUUUAUAUUCGCUACUAUAAUUCAAUUUGCCAUCGUUCAUCAUUUCACGAAGGUCGGAAGUGGAGAAUAUUACUUCCCACCCACGCCAUCAGACUCGGAAGAAGAAGAAGAAGAAAUGACGACAAGCCUCAAACCUGGCGUAACUUUUAACUCAACCCAAUUAAAUAAGAUAUCAAUAUUCUGUACGGAAGAAGCGACACAGACGGUAGACGCUUCGGAGACCACUCCAACUGCAGCACAACAAUCUUCCUCUUCCGAUGUGGUCUCUACCGAUGUUACUGUUGAUUUUGGGAGGACUGGCCUACCACGAAAUGGAAGAUUGGCAAGCAUGAGGCAAAAGCGCAGUUUGCAUGAUAGAAGAAAGUCAUACCUUAAUCGAAGGGGAUCAAUGCCACAUUUCCAGUUGAACAGUGUCAGUAAAGUGGACAAAGCUUCCCGAGUUAUAUUCCCAGUGAUCUUUUUAUUCAUCAAUCUAAUUUAUUGGUUCACAUAUUUAAGCGGUGGGAGUUAACCAGAUAACUUUUGCUCAUACGUUGAAGAAAUAUUUUUUUGACUGAAUAUUGCUCGACACCGAUAGAUCUGUUUGUUGUUUUUGUUGUCAUCAUUUUAUUUGAGUACGAAAUAUGUGAUCAAUAUAAGGUUUUUUAUGAAUUAAAACGUGAGUCAGUUUGUGUAAACACUCUCUGAAAAACUUAUAUUUUUUCGGAGAAAUUCUGGUACUGCUUGAGUUUUUAUAACUUUCAUAAAAGCACAGAAAUAAGGUUAAGCCUAAAACAUUUGAAGUAAAGAAAAGUGA